AUGUUUAUAAGAAACCUGAAAAAGGCAAAUCAAAAGGUGAAAUCAUUUUCAAAUUUUAAUAUAUAAAACCUAUAAAGAUCUUUUAAAGAUUUUAAAACAAUUUAAGACUUUACAUCUAACAUACUUAGAUUAAUUGACACAUAUAUUAAUAACAAAGAUAAAAAUUAGAAUGUAUUUCAUUUAUACUGUUAACUAGAUAAAGGUAGUUUUGGAUAAGUUGAUCUUUAUUUUUGUGAGAUUGAAUAAUAAUUUCUUAACAAUUCAAUAUAACAAGAUAUAAAAAUAGAAGAUAUGGAAAUUGAAUAAUCUAUAAAUAUGUAAUAAACUUUAUAUCCAUUUAAAUAAAAGGAAUACUCUUACAAUCUGAGGAGCUUUAAAAAUAAAAUGAGUGAAUUCAAUUUAUCAAGUUAGUCUCUAGGGUCUAAGAAUUCUAAGAAUAAUACCUUGGCAUCUACAUUAAUUGUUGAUGAAAAUAAAAUAUCUAAUACUAUAUCAAGUAGAGAUAAUAAUGAAAGUAUAUUAAUAUCUUCAACUAUUGCUAGUAAUAAUAAAUAGCAAUAUUUUCCUGUUGCAGGUAAGAAAUUUAGUAAUAAAGAAGAAUUUAUCCGUGAACUCUUUAUUAUGAAUUAGAUAAGUAGCACUUACAAGCCAAAAAUCAUAGAAUAAGAUAUUGAAGAAUAAAUUAUUUUUCUUGAAUUAGGACUCUGUAAUUUGUAUAAUCUUAAAAUAGACAGCUAAAUCAAUAAUUAUAAGCUUACUGAUGAAUUUACCUUUUAGGUAUUGAUUAAUAUAUUUAAUGCCAUAGAAUCGCUUUUAGGAAAUAUUAAUCCUAAAACACAAACUCCUUUUCCUAUUUUUCAUAGUGAUAUUAAACCUUAAAAUAUCAUUUUGACAGCGACUUAGCAUUUAGAGGAUAAGUCUCCUGAAAUUAAACUUCUUCUUAUAGAUUUUGGAGGAUCAUCAAGCGAUAUACAGGAUUACUGGUCUUACUAUACACCUGCUUUUGUUUGUUAGGAGCUAUGGAAUAAAGCAAUAGAAGGAACACAUAAAAAAGAAAAAUUAAGCUGGUAAGAAAUAAGAUAUGCUGAAUUCUAUGCAGCAUGUAGAACUAUUUAAUACAUUAUCAUAGACAAAAAUGAUGAAGAAAGUUUUAAAAAAGAAAACUAUAAAAGUUUUAUAAAUAAAUAUUAAAAUGAUUAUCCAAAGACCUGUUAUAUUAUUGAUAAAUUGUUUGAAUUCAGUAAUAUAUCAAAAUUAGACAAUAAUUAUAAAGAAAUAUUAAGCGAUUCAAAAUUAAAUCUUCAGUAAUUAACUAAUUUAAAAAUUUAGUUCGAUGUAGUAAAGCUCUACCAAAUUUCUAAAAUUUAUGAAGUGGUCAAUAUCUGA
Tetrahymena thermophila SB210 is the source of this 1386-nucleotide messenger RNA. Its product is annotated as kinase domain protein. The transcript has a single exon. Lineage: Eukaryota; Ciliophora; Oligohymenophorea; Hymenostomatida; Tetrahymenidae. The record is from RefSeq and is a predicted model, not a curated record. Gene Ontology annotation, molecular function: ATP binding; protein kinase activity. Gene Ontology annotation, biological process: protein phosphorylation.